Molecule: messenger RNA, 1194 nt
Organism: Daldinia loculata
Lineage: Eukaryota; Fungi; Ascomycota; Sordariomycetes; Xylariales; Hypoxylaceae
Product: cytidine deaminase-like protein
Exons: 8
Coding region: 1-1194 (397 amino acids)
Cellular component (GO): cytosol
Molecular function (GO): cytidine deaminase activity; zinc ion binding
Source: RefSeq, a predicted model, not a curated record
AUGGACGUCACCGAUGAUUUUAGUCCGUACAGGGCAGACGGCAAGCUCCAUGGCUUUGUUUGUGUGGUAACAGGGGCUUCCCAGCCUGUCAGCCAGGCCAUUAUUCAAGAGCUAGCAGCCCACGGAGCAGCUUGCAUAUACGCAUGCGACAGGACCGCCAGCUCAGAUUUAUAUAAAGAACUCGUUGAUAGAGUAGGGAAGGAAUCCCUAAGCUGCAAGGUCAUCCCGUACCCUUUCCACGUUGCCAAAGAAGAUGAGACACUCGUCCUGAUAGAUGAGGUCCUCAACGCCUUCGGGAGACUAGAUGUCUGGGUCUGCUCUUCUGGUCUUCUAGGACCCCCUUCGAUUGAAGCUACUACGCCAGACGACUUACAGAAAUGCUUCGAGGCUCAUUCGUUGGCACCUUUCUUCACAUUGAAGUACGCCCCUGCUGCGAUGGCUAAACUAACCGAGAAGAAGACGUAUCCGAAUGCUGCACCGAAAAGCCAAAAAUAUGGCAGUAUCAUUGUUAUCAGCAGCGUCGCAUCAGUUUAUGGUGGAUGCUGGGGGCCCUGUUACACUAUGACAUCCCACGCUGCUCUCGGUGUAGUGAAAGCAGGUGUCGCUAAUCUCAAAGGCACUGGAGUGAGAAUCAACUGUAUAUCUCCAGGUCAAAUCGACAUUGGCGUAGACCUCCAGGGGUCGAGAGAGCACACAAUGCCUCCCCAGCACCAGAUCCUGCCAAGCGCAGAUGAGGCCGUAGUAGAAUCAACAUGUCAGAAGUACAAUCUGACCAAGGCAGAGUUCAGCGAGCUGCAUAGCCGUUGUGUUGCGGCCAAGUCGACGGCUUAUUGCCCGUACAGCCAGUUCCGAGUCGGCUCGGCUAUCAUCUCUGUCGACGGCGUUUAUUUCAACGGAGCCAAUGUCGAGAAUGCCUCGUACCCGGUCGGCACAUGCGCCGAGCGCGUGGCUUUCGGCAAGGCGGUGACUGAGGGACAUCGGAAGAUUAAAGCGGUGGCUGUAGCCACUGACAUAACUCCCCCGGCUAGUCCGUGUGGGAUGUGUCGCCAGUUUAUUCGGGAAUUUUGCGAUCUUACGGCCCCAAUUAUCAUGUUCGACAAGGAUGAUAACUUUUCAGUGUUACGUCUUGAAGAGUUGUUACCCUUGUCUUUUGGACCUGAAGCACUCCCUCCGCUAGGAUCACGCUCUGUUUGA